AUGGAUGUCCUAGAUCUUCCCCCAAGAAGCUUAGGUCUGGUUAUUCUGGAAUGCAGCAUUUGUCUUUUGUUAAAUAUCGGUAGUUUAGUCGGUAAUGGCAUGCUUUGUGUCGCAGUCUACCGCAAUCCAAGACUCAGAUCCACGACCAACUUAUACAUCAUUGCCUUAUCUGUCGGAGACCUCAUUUGCGCCGUUCUUGAAAUGCCGUUUACCUUUUGGACAUUAGUCGUGGGAAGAUGGGCCCUCGGUGACGGGAUGUGCCAAGUUCACGGUUUUGUCGACGUUUUCUCGACUUACUGUCCUCCGGCAACAAUGGGUCUUACAGCCUUCAACAGGUACAUCCGAAUCGUCAAGACUAAUCAUUACAGGAAAAUCUUUUCUGCAUGGCGUUCCAAGAUAUGGUUAACGGUUGUGUGGUUUUCGCUUGCGGGGUAUCUUCUCGUUGCGCGCAUAACGAACUGGCAGAGGUAUGGGUUUGUGGUUGGUUUUGCCGCCUGUAGUGUUAAACAUUACACGGAAAACAGGAAGUUAGUACAUUACGUUCUCAUUGUCUGCGUGUAUUUUGGGGUGCCAUUUUUAGUAGCCAUAUUUUCAUAUUGUAACGUGUUCAAGUCAAUACGAAGACAUAACGUGGAAGUUGCACCAAAUCUUCAUAACACCCAGGGAGCUGCACAGACCAGAAUCUCAAUCCAAGAGAUAAAAAUAAGUAAAUCUAUUGCCUUUGUUUUUGCUGGUUUCUUCCUUUGCUGGAUACCAAUGUGGAGUUUGUCUCUCUCCAAUCGAUUCUACCCAACACCAGUUCCCAGAGUGGUUCCAUUGUUGGUGACAUUUUUCGUGUUUUUAAGUAGUUCCAUCAACCCCCUUAUUUACGCGGCCACAAAUAAUGGAUUUAGACAAGAGUUUCGCAAAAUGCUGUUUUGUCGUCGCCAACGAAGGCAAAUUGUCCCAAGACAAAAAAGAGCUGGGACAAUCGUGGAGAAUAUUGAACUACAGGAGCAUGCAGAUGUCAGUAGAAAUGUCACGUAUAUGGCCAUUUUAAAGAUGAGUGCGAACGGAAGCAUUCUUUAGAAAAGAUAUCCAAGAUAAUUAGACCGCAAAAGUAGUUGCCUUAUGAGUGAGUCAAUACACCACUGAAGUAAGAAAUAAACCAAACUGGAAGUGGAAGGACUUUUUAGAUUUUCUAAUGGGACUAUUGAACUUGAAAACUACGUUUAGUGCUAUUACCUUUUUUUCAAAAUUUUUUCUUCAUUUUAUCAUAUUUUUACAUUUUUUAAAGGCUUUCUACUAGAAGGCAGAAAGCUCAGUGUAAGGUUUAGAUAAUUUUUUUACCAGGGGAAGUAUUGUUGUCCCAUCAUGCCUUUUAAACCUGAUUCCAGUAUUAUUAUUAUUUUUUUUUUUUUUUCCACAUCGUGUGAUAUAGUUCAACCACUCCGUUGUAUAUAUCACUGGAUACUUCCCUUUUUAUUACAUUGUGUAAUAUAGUUCAACCACUCUGUUGUAUAAAGCACUGAAUAUUUCCCGUUUUUUUUUUUUACAUCGUAUGAUAUAGUUCAACCACUCUGGUACUGAAUAUUCUCGUUCGUUCUGCAAGUGAUACUACUAGUCCGUAGAAUCGUGACAGUGACAGCCCUGGCAAAUGCGACUAUUACUCAAACUGAAACAUGGAUCAUUCAUGCAUAUGGAUGUCAAAUGGGAAAAAAUGUAACGAAAAGAGUAACUCAGAGUGUCACUUCCAAGUCGCCAAGAAAGUCAUGUUAUUUUACCCGACGCUCGGUGUAGUGACUACACUUUUCAGGUCGAGAAUGACAGGUUACGCGAUUAACACUGGACAUUUUUGAUUUCGAAAAACUUUGACAUCUUGGCACAAUAGUAACACUAUUCACGCAGACAAUAAUUCCAAGCUGUUGUCAAAACAGUACGCCAUUCUUUUAGAUGUUUUUUAUCUCGCGCCAUUGUAAGCCAGUUUUUAAAGGUUUCCGACUGUUGCCGAAAGCUUACGUUUUCGAUCGUUAAACGAAAGAAAGUUUUUAAUCAAGUGACUCAGUCAGUCAUUCCGAUAUGAAAAGCACACACUGCUACACUUAUUUUAUAGAAUUGGUUAAAUUUCAUAAAAUUUUUCUUUCUGUUUCUAAGCAACAACAGCAAGCUGCGAGGAGUUCAUAGUCUGCUAAUCAAAUAUUUUAUUAAGGCUAAGAUAUUAACGGAUUUCAUUGAAUCAGAUAAAGGCACAUUAACACUUCUUGGUUCCCUUUGACAGGUGCAACUGCCAAGAAAAACUUACUGAAGAAGACUUAAACCUUCUGAGGUCCAUCAUAUAUUUUUUUCUUGUUAUCACUGUUUCUAAAGAUUUAAACUAAGCGUUGAAUGAAUUUGAGCCUAACCAGGUGAAUUUCCUUUUGCUCACCGCCACCUCACACUGUCAGAAAUUGCAAUUCUUUUUUCUUCGAUGGAUUUAUUUUUAAAACUCCUGAAGAUCAGCCCGGAAAAGUAACAUACUUUUUUCAUGACUUCCUCAUGUACUUUUGUAGGAAAUAUUAUCAACCCUUAUUGCGAUUAUGAUUGAAACGCUCAAGGGGGCACCUCAUAAUUAAAAUAGACUCUUCGGAGAAGUUGAGUAUGACGGAUAGGGAUGUCUCUUUUUUAGGUCAGAUGAUCACAAACAGGACAUUUUUCACGAGUUGAAGUAUAACAUACAGCAAGGUACACCGUGUGUUUAAACAAAUUCUUUCCAAAAGGCCGAUCAGUGUAGGUAUGAUUCAUGAUUACUGCUUUUCUGAAUGGUGGUUUACUGCUUAGCUUUAAAUGACUUAAAUUAAAGACAUCCGAUAUUUAUUUUGGCGGUUAGUUAGGCUUAUUUCAAAAUAGAAAAUUUUCAAAGCAGAUUCUAUUCACUCUCUUUAAGACUAGACUGCCGAGGCGAAAUGUUUUCCUGGUUUUCGUACACACCCACUUAAUUCAUUUGGGAUGAAAACACUGACACAAAAACCGAUGUGUUUGAAUUGUUGAAAAGGCAGUAAUCGCCGACUAAAAAUUGCAAAUUUGUCAUUCGAUAUUGAAUUUCACUUGUUCCUUAUGCAAUCACCUACCAUCAGGCAGAAAAGGAAAACAAUUCAAUUAGUCUUAGCUCAGCGUCUUUAACAGAGGAAGAUCUCUUUAUAUUUUCUUCCUGCUGUUCCCAUCCCACGUCUCUCACUUUGGAUGCGCGUUUUCAUAAUGCAGCGUAAUUCUAUUGGUUAAUUCUUUAUCCUAAUAUGAGGAGGUACACAAAAGAUAACUUUGCGUCGGUGUUUACAAAUGGAAGCCUGAGGAUAAAACUGGUUUACUUCAAAUCUUUCAGAAAUAUUUUGAAGAUUUUUCGAGUUGAUUCCUCGCGAAUUUUUCAGAAAGAUAUGCUGAGAAAGAAUGUUAAUAAAAACGCCAUGUUUUUCUGGCUGUGAAUAAGUAUGAUAUAUCAAAGUUCCGGAGUUACAGACGGAUGUCAGCUUGCGUGAUGAUGCCUGGGUAAAUAUUCUGUCAAUCAGGAACGCAACUCAUGAAACUGAGUUCACAAGCAGAAGAUCGUGAAAGGUUCAAAAUGGAUGUCCUAGAUCUUCCCCCAAGAAGCUUAGGUCUGGUUAUCCUCGAAUGCAGCAUUUGUCUUUUGUUAAAUAUCGGCAGUUUAGUCGGUAAUGGCAUGCUUUGUGCCGCAGUCUACCGCAAUCCAAGACUCAGAUCCACGACCAACUUAUACAUCAUUGCCUUAUCUGUCGGAGACCUCAUUUGCGCCGUUCUUGAAAUGCCGUUUACCUUUUGGACGUUGGUGGUGGGAAGAUGGGCCCUUGGUGACGGGAUGUGCCAAGUUCACGGUUUUGUCGACGUUUUCUCAACUUACUGUCCUCCGGCAACAAUGGGUCUUACAGCCUUCAACAGGUACAUCCGAAUCGUCAAGACUAAUCAUUACAGGAAAAUCUUUUCUCCAUGGCGUUCCAAGAUAUGGUUAACAGCUGUCUGGUUUUCGCUAGCGGGGUAUCUUCUCGUUGCGCGCAUAACGAACUGGCAGAGGUAUGGGUUUGUGGUUGGUUUUGCCGCCUGUAGUGUUAAACAUUACACGGAAAACAGGAAGUUAGUACAUUACGUUCUCAUUGUCUGCGUGUAUUUUGGCGUGCCAUUUUUAGUAGCCAUUUUUUCAUAUUGCAACGUGUUCAAGUCAAUACGAAGACAUAACGUGGAAGUUGCACCAAAUCUUCAUAACACCCAGGAAGCUGCACAGACCAGAAUCUCAAUCCAAGAGAUAAAAAUAAGCAAAUCCAUCGCCUGUGUUUUUGCUGGUUUCUUUCUUUGCUGGAUACCAAUGUGGAGUUUGUCUCUCUCCAAUCGAUUCUACCCAACACCAGUUCCCAGAGUGGUUCCAUUGUUGGUGAUAUUUUUCGUGUUUUUAAGUAGUUCCAUCAACCCCCUUAUUUACGCGGCCACAAAUAAUGGAUUUAGACAAGAGUUUCGCAAAAUGCUGUUUUGUCGUCGCCAACGGAGGCAAAUUGUCCCAAGACAAAAAAGAGCUGGGACAAUCGUGGAGAAUAUUGAACUACAUGAGUAUGCAGAUGUUUGCAGAAAUGUCACGUAUAUGGCCAUUUUAAAGAUGAGUGCGAACGGAAGCAUUCUUUAG
This is a messenger RNA of Pocillopora meandrina, 4642 nucleotides long. NCBI's taxonomy places the organism in Eukaryota, Metazoa, Cnidaria, Anthozoa, Scleractinia, Pocilloporidae. The record is from the annotation of a GenBank genome assembly.